CAAUAACAUUAUAAAAUAUUGUAAGUGUUCUGUUAAAAUAACGAUAUAUCUAUGUCCGCAGUAAAAAUUAAAAUACCAGGCACACGAGAGGAAACGUUUUUAGAUCGCAGACAAUCAAAUUAGCUCCUAAACUGAGAAAUUGAUAGCAGUACAAAUAAAAAUAAUAAAAUUGAAAAAAGACCUCGAUUGCAUGUCACUGCCGGUCUCGACAUGUUUGAAACGUGUUAGAACCGUCCGUGUGGCGCGUAUAUACUACGGAGAGUUCAUAAACCUUCUCUAUACGAACGGUGUUUACUUUAUUUUUAGCCACACCAGAAGACAAUAUAACAACGUUUCUGACUAUGAGAAGUCAUUUUAAAAAGAUUUAUGAUGUAAAACCUAUAGUAAAGUGUUGGUCUGAUGCUUGUCCAAAUAAAAGGUUAUUGAAAAACACUAUCAAUAUUCGUGAUUUUCAAGUUCUGCCACAUUAUUGUAAUUCAACCAUCAGUUCUACGGCGAAAAAAUCGGUAAAACAAAAAUACGACAAUAAUAAGUUAACUCGUCCGUCGUCGAGUAAAAAGAAACACAUAAACAGAAAUUUAAGUUAUGAAUCUGCAUAUAAUGAUGUUGAUUUCGAUUCCGUUGAAAAUAACAGUCGAACAAAUUCUCCCGAAGACCAUCAUAGCAACCGUGAAGAUGAAUCCAAAACGAUAAAUAGACAUGAUCGUACAAUAAAGUCUAUUCAUCCGAAAAAAUCGUCAAAAAAAAAAGAUCAUUUUUUUCAAAAUACGACAAAUGAUUCAUACCAACGGUUCCUCGAAGAAAUGACUAACGAAGUAGUAAGGCUUGACUUGUGCACAGAUAAAGCAUUACAAAAUGUGUUUAGAAAACAUAUUAAACACAACAUUGGAAAACUCGAUGAGAAAAAAAUGAUGGUAGAAGUGAAAAAAGUACAAGUGUUAUUGGAUUUACCAUCUGAUAAUGAAGACAGAUUUACUGGAUUUGAUGAAAUAGCUACGCUUCCAACAAAUGAUGAAACUGUUAAAUGUAAUUUUUCCACAAGUAAAUCAGGAAAAUAAUUUAUAGCAUUUACAAAUAUA
This is a messenger RNA of Sipha flava (yellow sugarcane aphid), 1079 nucleotides long. RefSeq lists its product as uncharacterized. Bases 342 to 1058 code for a protein of 238 amino acids. NCBI's taxonomy places the organism in Eukaryota, Metazoa, Arthropoda, Insecta, Hemiptera, Aphididae. The record is from RefSeq and is a predicted model, not a curated record. The transcript is spliced from 7 exons.